ACUUCCAAACCCUAGCCGCGAACCGCGCGCCCGCAGGCUUAUCCCGACUCGCCUCCUUUUAGCCAAUAAAAACAAGAGAGAGAAAGUGAGAGAAACAGAGAGAGAAAAACAAAAUUAGGUUUAAUUACAUUUGUGUGUUUCUCUUGAAGCAAUCGAAGAAGAGGUACCGUACACCAGAAAAUUUAGGAUUAGGGUUUUGAAGAAUUUUAAAUUUGAUAAAACCUAUCAAGUCCGCCAUAGAUCUUUGAAAUCUAGUCAUACUGUUAAGGCUACUGUUUGGUUCAAAAGUUUAUUUCCUUUUCACCAUGAAAUUACUAUUUUUUCUUAUAUCCUAGUGCUCUUAGCUUGGCCCUAAAAUCAGUAAUCACUGUUCUGUAUGCUUUUAAUCAAUUUCUCCAUAAAAAAGGAAAGGUAAAUAAGUUGAGUAUAUAAACAAAUUGUAGGUUAUAGAAAUAGUUGGUUGUAUGAGAUAUAGGGUUUCGUAUUUGAUGGAUGAGAUCUGGGAGAGAGCGGUGGAAACAGCUUUAGACGGUCAAAAGGACCACAAAGCGGCUCGAACGUUAACUCUAGACGGCGCGGUGAAGUGUGUACAAGGGCGGUUGCCACCGCCGAGUCUUCUAGAGAGAUUUGACAACCUUGAGCUUCUUUCGAUUGCGAAUAUAGGAGUUUCAUCGCUAGAGCAGUUUCCACGACUCAAAAACCUUGAGAAACUUAUCCUCUCUGACAACCGCAUCGCAGGAGGCCUAGAAUUUCUGGUUCAAGCGGGCUUGGACUCCCUUCGCGACCUUGAUUUGUCAAACAACCGGAUCCAGUUCAUUGAAGAUCUAGCGCCCUUGGCUCAACUUAAGCUCAUUUCUCUCGAUCUGUAUGAGUGUCCUGUCACCAGAGUGAAAGAUUAUCGAUCUAGGGUUUUUGCAAUGAUCAAGUCCUUGAAGUACUUGGAUAAGAUGGAUGCAGAGGAGAACGAGAGGCCUGAAUCCGAUGAUGAGGAGGAUGAUGACGAUGAAGAUGAUGAGGAUGAUCCUGGGAGUGGAGAAGUCGAUGGUGAGGAUAGGCUGUUUAGGAGGGAUAAUGGGCACAGCGAGAAUAUAGAAGGGAUUGUAGAUGCUGAAGAGGAUGAAGAGAGUGAUGCAGAUGAAGAAGAGACUGAGACUGCCCGACAGCCCAAUGAGACGAGCCAUCAGACAAAUGGACAUGAAAAUGUGAAUGGGGAAUAUGUAGAUUUUGAAGAUGAGGGUUACGAUUAUGAUGAAAUUGAAUCCGGAGAGGAAAUUUUUGAGGAAGAAGAUGUGGCUGCCGUUGGGGAAAGUGAUGAUGAGGAAGAUGGAGUUGAGGAUGAUGAUGAGGAUGAUAAUGAUAACGAUGAUGAUGAUAAUGAUAACGAUAACGAUAAUGAUAACGAUGAUGAAGAUGAAGAAGAGGAGGUGGAUAAUGAUGAGAUAGAUGGGUAUUUUGCUGACCCUGAGAGUACAGGGAGGUUGACAAGCACGGAAGGAGAGAUUGAUGGUCAUGAGCAGGGGGAGGAAGAUGGUGACGAUGAUGGGGAGACUGGGGAGGAGGAGCAAGCUGUUGAGGAUGAUGGGGAGUUUGAAAUUGAAGAUGAAGAGGAGGAGGAAGACUGUGGUGCAGGGUACCUAGUUCAGCCAGUGGAGCAGGCUGAAGAAGAUGAUGGUGGAGGCAGUGAUAUGGAGGCAGGGAAUGAAGAGGAAGUUGAAGAAGAAGAAGUACAAGAUGAUGAAGAAGUUCAAGAUUUGCCAGCAGCUCCGUCACAGCUGAAGAGAAAGAGAGGUGAUGAUGUUGAUGAAGAUGACAGUGGUGAGGAUGAUGAGGAUGUUGUUGAAUCAUCAUCAAAGAAGCACCAUUAGCUGUUUUCCAUCUCUCAUUCGUAGAUGUUUAGUUAAUGUCUGGAAAAAAACAGUUGGAUAGAUUGGUUGGUAGUGAUUUUGGCUAUGUCUUCUUGGACAAUGACAAUGUUUAGGAAGAAGAUAGAUAGAUAGAUAGAGAAAGAAACUUUUAUCUUGGGUGGAACCUUUAGUUCAAAAGGUUGUUAGUAGUUCUUUCCCGCUUGCCCUCUCUUACAUAGCCGUUGCUAUGAUAUUUUCAAAUGGCAGUUAUGUAGGGAGAGAACUCACUCUCACCGCCCAAACCCAUCAGUGCUUUUGUUUCAAAAGGGGGUUCUAAAUGGAGGGAAACUAAAUAUUCUCAAAAAUCUUUUGUUUUUUUCCUUCUGUUUGUCCAAGCGGGGGUUUUAAAAAGGGGCUUGUAAAACGCAUCGCUAUGUAGAUAGUUUUCAAUUUUCAAUCAAUUUCAAGUGGGCGUUUGACGUGUUCAAUACCUUUUAUCAUUAUAUAAUUUGUCAAGCUGUGAUUGGUAGCCUGCUUUAUUUAUGAGUUGCAGGGCUGUUGGACAGGUGGCAUUUUAAUUCUAUGUAGAUAGCGAAGGGGUUUCAUUAGUUUUAACCUGGUCCCGAAUUAUUCCCCUUCCAAGGUUUCUGAAGUCAUGUGAUAUAUGGGGCCUGUUAGCUUGAUGGGUAUUCAGUGAUCAUCUAACGGUUGAGUAGCCAUGAUCCACUUAAUUUAUCAUCUGAUGCUUUGUAUGGUGGUGCUCCUGAGUUCUUUGGUAGAUUAAUUGCCUCUUUUCGGAUACAAGUAUUUAUUUGCUCGGCGCUUGUGCACGGCUAUUUAAAUAUCGGUGCAGCGAAUCUCAUUGUUCGACUCUCUCGGCCCGGCCCAGCCCAGCUCAAGGUCCACAGCUUCAUUCAAGCUCGCAGCUGAAGCCUACAUUUUCUCUGUUAAAACUGUAGCAGCGAGUUCAUUAAUCACUGGUAAUUAGAAGGAUCCAAGUUUGAGGAGCCACUCGGUUAUUCACUUAUUCUCGCUUGACAAACUGUCACUCUGCUGGCACGUGCUCUUCAAGUCAUCAUUUUUUUCAUUUUAUUCAGGCUCCAUAUGUAUGAUCUUCAAUAUUAAGUUGUUACAUUAUAGCGUAUAUAUUUGACUAUAAUAUUGAAAUUUA
This is a messenger RNA of Pistacia vera, 3015 nucleotides long. Its product is annotated as acidic leucine-rich nuclear phosphoprotein 32-related protein. Gene Ontology annotation, cellular component: nucleus. The transcript is spliced from 2 exons. Lineage: Eukaryota; Viridiplantae; Streptophyta; Magnoliopsida; Sapindales; Anacardiaceae. Gene Ontology annotation, molecular function: histone binding. Bases 465 to 1865 code for a protein of 466 amino acids. The record is from RefSeq and is a predicted model, not a curated record.